Molecule: messenger RNA, 4236 nt
Organism: Podospora anserina S mat+
Lineage: Eukaryota; Fungi; Ascomycota; Sordariomycetes; Sordariales; Podosporaceae
Exons: 5
Coding region: 1-4236 (1411 amino acids)
Molecular function (GO): oxidoreductase activity, acting on CH-OH group of donors; flavin adenine dinucleotide binding
Source: RefSeq, a predicted model, not a curated record
AUGGCGUUGCCGGCUGUGUCCGUCCUGUCUGGAACCAUGGCGUCGUUAUCGUUGUCAUCAGAAUCAGAACCGCCAAGUCGGACCAGAUUGGGGCUGGAGCAUCUUCCCAACGAGCUCUUGAUCCCCAUCGCACAGAUCCUCGUCCCAGCCCCUCCCCAGACGACCCGAUUCGCCCUCCGUCCCACUGGCACUUGGGAAUUCCGCGAUGCCGAACAUCAGUGGGCACACUGGCUGGCUAGCCACCGCAACCUGCUGGCUCUCGCCCAGACAUCUCGACGCAUGGUUGCCAUCGCCAAGCCCUUGCUGUACCACACCAUCAUCAUCCCUAACCCCAAAUCCCUGGUCGUCCUAUAUCACCGUCUAUACACUCGACCUGAAAUUCGACCUUGGGUUCGAGAGCUUAGCUGCCUUGUCAGCCUGGCUGAGGAGAACACCAUUCUAGGAACAUAUAGAGAGUGGGCCAACAUUCGCGGUGACACCUGGGCUAUACCACCAGUCAGCCAUGACACUUCUAUCGCUUCUGAACUGCUCAAGCGCGUUCUUCUUCACUCGGUCAACUUGCGCGACUUUCUUGUCGCAUUCCCCGAUCAUGCCUUGACCGCAACCAGCUUGACUGAGCCGCAACAAGACGAACCUGACCCACCACAGUCACAUCAUGAUCAGUAUCAACAAACCCAAGACCAGCAGCAGCAGCCGCAGCAACCACGGCUGGGUGCUUUUGUUCUACCUGUUUCCAUCCCUGCACGGAGGGUUCUCCAUCGGUAUAUUCAUCCAGUCGGAGGUCAGGUCGCGUGGAGAUGGUUUGACAUUUCCUUCUUCUUUCCACUGGAUCGGCUGAGGAACUUGACUUCGCUGCGCAUCUACUGUAACCGCGAAGACGGAGCCAGAGACCGAUCCUUGUCCCGCAUACUUGCUGACUAUGCCGUUACGAUCUUACCCCAGCUGAGACAACUCAAGACAUUAGAACUCUGCUGCGAUCAAGCGACAGUAACGUCAUCCGUGGACAGCAAGACUCUUUCUUUGCCAGCCCUGCCUCAGCUCGAGACUAUUCGGUUUUACGGCAGCUCCAUACGGGAGCCAAACCUGGUGGCCUUUUGCCUUGCCUGCACCAACCUCCAGACGCUGGUUGUGCAUUUUGAGGCUAGCUCGACAGAUGAGGACCGGGAGGACUUGCCAGAAGGGAAAACGCUCAGCGAAGCCCUCAGAGAGAGGGCAGCCACUCUCAGGGCACUGGAACUGGUCGCAUUCUCCGAGGGCCACUAUCUUACUCGGGGCAGGGAGAGGCCGAGGAAACCCGAGAACCACCGGCUGAUUUGCAUCCCCGACCUGAUCCACCUCGAGAGCCUCACGUUGGACUACCGCGGGGUAUUUGGAACUCUGGGCAUUUUGGAGGAGGACGAUGGGGAGCGGCUGUGUCAGCUCCUGCCCGAGUCGUUACAGGAUUUCACACUGGUGUGUGAGUGGGGCACGGAAAAUGACUGGAAACAAAGUUAUAUGGCCAACCUGGACAUGGUGCUGCACGGUGUGCAGUGCCUCUGCCAAUCAAGAACCCGAUCGCCCAACUUGGCCACCAUCAGUUUGGCCAUUCACUCUUGGCCAGCCGAGGGCAAGUUUCACCGCAGGUUCCGCAGGGAGGUGGAGGCUGUUAGACGGCGGUGUGCCUGGGCUGGCAUUCAGUUUCGAACAUUUGAUUUGCUGCCUUCCUAUCGAGACGAGGACGAGCCCGAAUUUCAGGAUGGUGAUGAGGAAGCCGGGCCGGCAGGGCAAGAUGAAGGUCACAGUGACGAGUGGGAAUCAGGAGAGGAAACAGGCCCAGGGCCAUCGAGGGCAGCUGCACCAGCAACCGGAGGAGGGAGCUUACUCAUCCCUCCAGAUGACUACGAUUAUCCAGAACUCGAAGAAGAGGAUGAGGCGUCCGAAUACUACAAUUCGGGUGAUGAGGAGCCAGAUCCGGAGAGGGCGGCAAGGCGACCACCCACGUUUGAGGCAUUCGUGGAGGAUAUUUGUUCUGAGGUUUCGUUCCGAGUCGCAUUGAUACCCCGGCUUUAUGUAGGCCAAAUAUGCACAGAAUACCUAGCAUGUUUACCUAUUUUGCCUCGGUUCCAGCCAUGUUUGGCAAUGAACACGAGGUCUACAGAACUUCCAUAUGCAGUUGGUCAUGAUAUUGACGUGAAUGAAAUUGGCUUGUUGGUAGGGAGCCAACUGAUGGAUCUGGGAGCUGCUCCCACACUUGGCUCAACCAACUUACCAGGUACCUUAUCUUUGGCCUCGACACACCCUUUACAUACGCACGGAGAACCUCUUCUCUACAACUAUACACAGUCUCAAGUAUACCAAGCUGUCACAAUGCCCUUGCCAUCCACCUCGCCGCCACAUCUACCGCCCAAAGAACAUGAUUACAUCAUCAUUGGCGGAGGAACGGCCGGCUGUGUGCUUGCCUCUACACUCGCUUCGGAUCGCAACGUCAGCAUUCUCCUCCUCGAAAAAGGCCACGAGCGCGACAAUCUCCUCUCGCGCAACCCGCUCUUCUCUCAGAACUUCGAGUUGCCUGGACUCCAAUCAGUAUGCCGACUUUCAGAGCCUGUGCUUGGUACUCAACAGCAGCGGGCCAAGAUAUGGGCUGCUGAGGCAAUGGGGGGCACGAGCAGGAUCAAUGGAUCGUUGUGGACGAGGGGCAUACCUGCCGGCUACGAUUUCUGGGCAAAGGAAUUUGGUUUGACAGAAUGGAGCUGGGGGAAGGUUGAGCCAUUCUUUGAAAUGAUUGAAGAGAAGGUACCGCGAAGGGAGCCGAAUGAGGUUCUAGAGAUGGUUGCCUUCGUGGACAAGACCGCCGGGGCUGUUGGACUGCCUCUGGAGGACAAUGUCAACUCGCCGAGGGCAAAGGCACAGGCGUGUUUCAGGAUGCACCAGACAGUUGAUGAGAGGGGGACGAAGGCCUCACAGAACAGGAUUUGGUUGGAUUCGGAAACAGUGAAAAAGACACCAAAUCUGAUCAUCGCCACGGGGUAUACAGCGACAGGUUUGCAGCUCAACUCAACAGGCGCCAGGGUCGAAGGUGUAUGGGUGAAAGAUGCUACAGGGAAAUACCCCGGCAUGAAUCUGUUCAAGGUCAAAAAGGAGAUCAUUGUCUGCAGCGGGGUUGUUGGUACACCAGAGCUCCUGAUGAAGAGCGGCAUUGGCCCUCGAGAUCAACUCACUCCUCUUGGUAUUCCUGUUGUCCGAGAACUGAACCACGUUGGCCGCAACUUGACAGACCACACUUCGUUUCCUAUCAUGUCUGAAAUACCGCAAAAUCACACCAUACAUUCUCUCCAGAACCCUUUUGUACUCGUCUGGCAGCUUCUGAAGUGGCUUAUAUGGGGCAAAGGUCUUCUGGCGGCCUCCAGCACCCCAAGAACGCUCUUCGUCCAGAGCAGCGCUAUUGAUGACACGUCCAUGUCGAUUCUCACCCGCAACCCAGACACGGGGCAAUGCACAAUGGACCCCAAUGACACAGCCAACAUUCCCAACAUUGAGAUCAUGGUCACUCCCGUCAACACCUUCAUGGAAGCUGUCAUUCCAAACAAGUCUCUUACGUCUUGGUACGCAACCCUCGUCCAGCCAUUCUCGCGCGGCCAAGUCCAGCUUUCGCCUUCUCCAUCCGGGCGAAGUGAGGACGACCCGGCCAUCAAAAUCAUUUACCCCAUGAUGACGGACGAGAGAGAUUGGGCGGUCAUGAGAAAAGCAAUGCGAUUUGGCAUGAGAUUUGCGGAGGAGUUUGCCAACCAGUAUCCCCACUCCGCUGUCUUGAGCUUCGCGCCAGGGAUGGACCUCAUGUAUCUAGAUUCUGUCAUUGAGGCCAAAAGGGCCAAGGGGAAGACCAACAAGGCAGAAUCUUCAGCGGGGGUUCCAUAUAUCACUGAUCCUCACACCCAAAUGUCUUCUUCAUCGUCGCAGCAGGUACCUCAGGGGUACAGAGGAAAGACUUGGCAAACUGUGACGGAUUUAGAGAUUGACGAGUAUGCAAAACGGGUGUGGGCUUCUGCUCUGCAUGCCACUUCGACGUGUCGCAUGUCCCUUUCACCAGAGGGCGGCGUGGUGGAUCAGCGGUUGAGGGUGCACGGGAUUGAGAAUCUGAGAAUUGCGGAUGCAAGCGUCUUUCCUGCCAUUCCCAGUGCGCAUACCAUGGCGCCUACUGUUAUGGUGGGGAGAAGGCUCGGGGAGAUGAUUUUGGAGGAGGCCGGCCGAAGUGGGUAA